CCUUUCAAGAUGGCCGCCGUGAGCUAAAAAUUCUCGUCUUCACGCUUCUAUCUUGUAAAUUUCUCAAAAAUAGUCCAAAUUCUACACAUCUUCAUACGCCAGCCUUUGCAGAAGAUAUGGGGUUGUUGGGGACAUCAGUGUCCUUGCUGGGCGUGUUACUGGCUGUCCUGGGAUAUCUGGUGUGGACAGGAGUGGACCUCGGACCACUCAACCCACUGGCACAAAUGGUCAAGCCUUACCUGGAAAAGGUGUCCACAGAAGAACCUCCUGAGCGCCUGUUUACUACACACCAGCUGAGUAAAUACACGGGAAAGUCAGGCAGUCCUGGGCUGUACCUGGGCAUCCUGGGGAAAGUGUUUGAUGUGAAGAAGGGCAAGAAACACUACGGGCCAAAGGGGGGGUACAGCUUCUUUGCAGGCCGUGACGGCACCAGAGCGUUUGUCACAGGAGACUUUACAGAGGCAGGUUUGGUGGACAACGUGGACGGCCUGGUGCCCAGGGACUUGAUAGGGAUCAAGGAGUGGAUACAGAUGUAUGAGAAGGAGUACAAGUAUGUAGGAAAAUUGAUUGGCAGAUACUAUAAUGAUGAAGGGAACCCUACUAAGGAGCUGUUGGAUGUGGAAGACAAGAUGAAGGCUGCUCACUCUGAGAAGAACGCUGAGGAGGAACUCAAGAAAACCUUCCCACCAUGCAACAGUAUGUACACCAAGGAGGAUGGAGCUAAAGUUUUUUGUAGCAAAAAAAGUGGUGGUAUAGAGCGGGACUGGGUUGGGGUGCCCCGGAAGCUGUAUAAACCCGGCUCGGACAGAUAUCGCUGUGCCUGCGUCAAGAACACAGGACCCCCUGCAGGGGACCCUGGAGCAGACCAACACAAGGACAGGGGGGACCUGGACAACCCUCUAGUCAAGGAGUACGACGGGUGUGCUUCAGAUGACACUGUGUGUAGGACAUAACUGUAUGGAGUGGGAGAGGUGAUGUGCAACUCAGGGCUUGAAAUACUGUGUGCAUAUUAUGCAUCUUAUAAUUAGUGCAGAUAAAAUUGGAGCUGUGCAGGAAUUUGUGAUGUCUACCUGCACUGGUCCAUAUACUGCUGCUUUAUAUAGAAAUGUAGGUGUAUGACAUUGUGGAUUUUUUUUUUCAUUGACCGUAUACAAGAAUGGCAAUGGUUUCUGAACAGUUUUUAGUGUGAUGCAAACUUUUGAGUUCUGAGACAGAGUAGUGCAGAUAAAAUUUGUCUGGUACAGGUAAUUUUCAACAUUACCUGCAGUAUUUCAAGCCCUGGAAAAAUGUGACCUUUCCCCAUAUGUACUCAGGCCUUAAACCUUCUUAUACUGUUGUGAAUUGCCAAUGUGAUUGUUUUUAAAUGAAGAUGUAUAACCC
This is a messenger RNA of Branchiostoma belcheri (Belcher's lancelet), 1380 nucleotides long. RefSeq names its product neuferricin-like. Lineage: Eukaryota; Metazoa; Chordata; Leptocardii; Amphioxiformes; Branchiostomatidae. The record is from RefSeq and is a predicted model, not a curated record. Gene Ontology annotation, cellular component: membrane; endomembrane system. The coding region runs from base 117 to 953 and encodes 278 amino acids. The transcript has 6 exons.